Molecule: messenger RNA, 2905 nt
Organism: Styela clava
Lineage: Eukaryota; Metazoa; Chordata; Ascidiacea; Stolidobranchia; Styelidae
Product: gamma-tubulin complex component 5-like
Biological process (GO): cytoplasmic microtubule organization; spindle assembly; microtubule nucleation
Cellular component (GO): microtubule organizing center; spindle pole; gamma-tubulin complex
Molecular function (GO): microtubule minus-end binding; gamma-tubulin binding
Source: RefSeq, a predicted model, not a curated record
GUAACUGUUACUGUGUUAAGGAACCUGUUAAAUUAUUGUGACUUAGUUUUCAGACUUCUAUAACUGUGCAAUGAUUUCCGAUCUAAAACUCAGCAAGAAGGUUACAAAUGCAACGGCAAGACUUGUUAAAAGUUUAACAUGCUAUGAAGAAGGAGGCAGAAAUCAUGAUGCUUGUAAAGCGUUUGCAUUGUCCAGGUUCCAGCAUCAUAGCUUUCUUGAUGUUAACGAAUGCAAGGUAGAACGUUGGAUUGAUGGGAUGUGUGAAAAAUUUCUGAUUAAUUCACAACCGCGUAAAGCAGAACUUCUUAAAAACCUCAAGGUGUCAUUUUCUGAAUCGAACAUUUGUGAGUCAUCUGGCACUGGAAGUCGAAUACAUUACUGUCUUCUGUCAAUAUUGUUGAAUUUAUCAGAAAACCCUGUCAACACAGAUUACGUUCAACUAAAUUCUCCACAAAAACAAGACUGUGGGUUGUUUGACUGGCCCAAAUAUUUAUUACAAGGGGAAGAACUUCCAUAUCCGACACAGUGGGCUUGGGAUGAUACCCCACCAACUUCUGAGGAUGAAGAACUAAUUUUACAUGAUGUCCUGCACAGAAAUGAUACAACACUCAAUACCUCAAUAACCUUAAAGUCCAAAGAAAAUAAAAUUAAGAACAUUAAUAAACUACAGGUAUGUUGCGAAUUAGUACCAGAAUAUUGGAAAGCUAACAAAACUAGUAUACACUGUGAUUUGGAAAGUUUCCGCAAACUAUCAGAAUCUGAUAUUAAAGAAGUUUACAUACUCAGAGAAGUUUUGUGGCUUCUGAGUGGGGAGCAAAAUCUUCAUGUUUUUCCAUUUGUAAAUGGCAAACACGUUCCAAAUGCAGAAAUUAAAACUAAUCAUGCUACUCCAACAUCAUAUUUGACUGCUUUGUUAAAGAUCGCGAGGUAUGGUGACAUAGUGCGGAAUAUCAUCAAUUUCACAUUCACCACAUCACAACAGGAGUGUCAAACCUAUCAAGCAUUCUCAGAAUCUCUUCUAAAUUUCAUGAAAUCAUUCCGUGCCGACUUAAUGAGCCUGCAGCGGCGUAUCUUUCUUCAUGAGGAAACUUUAUUGUUAGGAAAUGUUAUAAAAAUUCUCUCUCCUCGGUUACAUGAACUUUCAGUAAUUCAUGAUGUUUUGCAAAACAGUGUCUCUCUAGACAAACCCAGCGAUUCUAAUGCUAAAAAAUCAUCUCGCUUAUUGGGGACUUUGUAUAAUAGCAUAUUGGAUCAAUCUGAUUGUCUUACAAAAUCUUUGAAGCAGUCGCAAUUAUGGAAUGUUCUCAUUCAACUUUGGGCAGAUGCUCUUUGUCCUUAUUUUGAUAUGAUGGAUGAAUGGAUGUCUCAUGGAUCCCUUAUUGACCCUUACUAUGAAUUUAUAGUACAACGCUCACCUAUUUGUCACGAUGUCAAGUCUGAAGCUUUUUGGAAUGAUGCAUUUAUUUUGGCAUCAGAAGAUUGUAUGAAACAUUUAUCAUGGUUGCGUAGUGUUCUGCACAAUGUUAUUGUUGCAGGUAAAUCAAUGGAGGUAUUGCUUGCCUUAGGAAAAGUUGAGAAAAAUGAAUCUAAAUUAAGUUUUCAUGAUGCAUUUAUUCAUAGUAUGUCUACAAGCGUGAAUACAAUUACCAAAAAUCCCCAAAAGGAAAAUCUGUUUGAAGGAAAGAGUGCAUGUGAUAGCAUGUUACUGUUGAAUUUUAAAAGGUUGUUUGAAGAUUCAGAUAUGCCUGAUGUUGGAUUUAAUGCAACUGCAACAAAUGUUGACAAGCAAAUACAUGUCCCCACCAUAAUUCAAAGUUCACUUCAUAAUUUGGUUAAAGUUAAGUCUCAAACUGCUGAUCAAGCCUUGCUGCAAAUGUUUUUAAAUCAGUACAAACUUAUUUUCAAUAUUGAAUGCUUUCAUAAAUUUUACCUAAUGGAAUGGGGUGAUGUUAUAUUUGACUUCACUUCAACCAUUUUUCGAAAAAUGAGUUCUGGUGAAUAUUGGGAAGACAUUAUGAGUCUGAGAGCAUCUCUUCAGGAGGCAAUAUCCGACAGAGAUCCCGAAGCUGCUCUUCCUUUUAUAACAGUGACUUUGAAUAGAUCAAAACAUGCUACAAAUAAUGCCUAUAAUUUGAUUCAGGCGACAGAUAUUAUAGAGUUGUAUUUUGAUAUCAACUGGCCACUAAAUGUUAUUUUUACCGACUGGGUCAGAGAAUCCUAUAAUUCAAUAUUUGGAUAUUUGAUGCAGAUGAAACACUGCUUGUUUUGUCUACAAAAUUUGAAGUUUAACACUAUUCAGCCAAAGUCUAAAUCUGAAACCGGGUUCAGUUUGGUAUAUGCUCAUCGGCUUGCCCUACUUCGUUCAAAAAUAUUGCGACUAAUAUUGCAUUGGCAUAAUUUCGUUAUGACGAGUGUAAUCCAAGCAGAAAAAGAGGUAUUUUUCACCCACAUUGGUGCAGCAGACAAUAUUGAUGACAUUAUUAAAGCUCACCACAAAUUCUUGGACCGUGUUAUGACUUUGUGUCUUCUACAUGAAAAGAAACAAGCAGAUAAGAUGAUACAAGGAACACUGCGUAAAAUAUUUAAUCUCGCAGUUAUUUUACAUCUAAAGUGGAACAGAGGACUUGAGUCUAUUUCCAUUGAGAGUUUGAAUAAAUAUGAAUCGGAAUACAAGGAAUGCAGUGAUUUCCUUGGUAUUAUUUUACAAAACCUCGUUAGUAGAGGAGCUGUACCAUUGAGUCUUGAAUCUCUGGCUUUUUUUUUGCUGUCAUAAUAAUUUUUAAUAGAAUGUGCUUUCUAUUAUAUCAUUUCUUUAUAGCUUUGAUGGUAGGAUAAUUGAGGUAAAUGUCAAAAUUAAUGAAUACAAAUGUAUUGUACUUUUUUCUUCGAAACACCAUCAAUUGAG